GUAUUUUUAGUUUUAAAAGUAAAAUUUCUGAAUUAGAGUAUUACUGUUUUAUUCAUCAAAUGUUGACACAUCUGCGGUGCAAGAUACACAUGUCCUCUACUCGAUACUUAUGUACAGAUCAAAGUCAAACAAUACAUUAUUUUAAACAAUACUUCUUUUAUAUGCAGACUAUUCUCAAGUAUUAUAUACAACGGUGAACAUGAAAAAUGCCUCAAAACUGUUUCAAACAGCAUUACAGAUGUGCCUCAUAUACAAAACAUGUUACAUUUAAUUACCUGCAAUUAUCUUAUCAAUAAAUAAUGUUACAUCUUAUACUCUUAAUUAUAGAACUGAAAAUUAAAUCUGGAUUGGAAAUUACAUUUACAAAGUUUGCCAUAACGGCAAUCAUGUCAAUGAAAAAUAGAAAAUGUGGACAUUUUGGCCAAAUUGUUCAUUGCUAUGUUAGCUUUAUGAGACAAAUUCAAAUUCUCAAAUCUUUUAUAUCUUAACAAAUACAGUAUUUCCUGUUUCAACAAAAAAGACUUUUUGAAUCCCUUUAUAUGUAGUUUAAUUUGUGAAUUUCAAUAUUAAAAACCCAUUUAACUUGUUAAUUUGACAUUUUAAAAUUGAACAGUCUUCAAUGAAAACUUUGUGCACAAUAAAGCUAACCAGGUUUGAACAUUUUGGUUCUGUAGUUAGAGCAUGGUUAAUAUUGCUUUUCUCUUAAAACUCACAUCUAAAACUUGAUAUUUUGCUGGAAAUAUAAAUGCAAAAAUGUAAGCCUUCUUCAAAAGCAGCACCAUUUCACAGUUGGUUUGCAACUUAGAUAUGUAUGGGAAAAUACACUUUGAAUUUUAGUUGUUUGCAAAAGGACAAAAUGUUUGUAUAUAUAUUAUAUAUGUAACAGAUUUGAUAAUACUUAUGAGAUACAAAAAUGAAAUUCAAAUUCUGCAUGGCACAACUGUUUGUUUUCUUUUAAAAAUAAGUUUGCAGAAUGUACAUUUACAGUGAAUUGACCUGUCCUGCCUUGGUCUAGGAGGUCACUGAUAGUCCUAUUGAGGUGCUGGCAGCUUCACACUGGGAAAUACUGACAAAAUACAAUCAAUAAACUGGAAUCAUGGCAUUGUAUGAAUUAACCAACAAAUAAGUAUUUACUCGACACCAACAGUUGGUCUAGGUAUGCUGAGGAGUAUACAUUAUAGGGUAAAACGUAGUACCAGACCUGUGAUUUGGGCCUUGGUCAUGAGUGAAAAAAUAGCAAGGUCAGAGGUCAAGGCCACAUCAAAAUUAGUGACCUGAUUUGAAAUUUAGCACACUGAACUCAGAAUACAAUAAGAUCUCGAUUUCUAUCUCUUACUCUUUUCAGAAACAUAAGGUCCAGUUUAACGUACUUAUUUUGAAAUUUGCUCUUAAUGUAGAAAAUGAAAAGUCCAAUAACAUAUUUAUAUUAUUUGACAGUAGACAAAAUUUGCAAUAUCAAAUAACAUUAAAUCUAGAGGAAGUAUGUAAGGCAUACUGCAUGAAGUCAAAGCUAGUGUUGUAGACUGAUUUUUGUCUCAUUUAAUGACGAAUACCUAAAUAGAAAUCCUCCUAGUAAUGAUAAUGAUGGCUAUAAAGCACCAACAAAGGGCAAAAUCUAUCCAAUAUUGUAAUGGGGAGGGAUGCUGGUUUGUACAAUGAUGUAAUGUAUUCACUAAUGAACCGGAUUAAUGAUAGGGUAUUUCCUGUAUAAACUAUCCUGUGUGGAUUCUCAAUAUCACUACAACAAUCAUUAUUUCAGUUUUCAUUCAAUGAAAUCCAACCCGAGUGUCUCUUGACAUACAUAUAGGAAGUCUUACCCAAUGUGUCUCCCUGUCUUACAAAUACAGAAAAAAAAACCUACACAGAAGAUCAUUAAAAGCACCUCUUUUCCUUGUAAGUACAUACUAUGGAAAUUAAUUCAAGUUUUUACCCCCCUAAAGGGAAAUCCAACCACAGUGUCUUUUCCUAUCAUAUACAUGGUCUCCCUGGCUUGUACACAGGAAAAUCCAAUCCAAGCAUCUGUCCUACAUAAAGAAACUCUAACCAAACUGUCUCUCUGCACAUGUCUGAGAGUGUCUGUACCCCACACACAGGGAAAUCUAACCCAAGAGUGUCUGUACCCCACACACAGGGAAAUCCAACCCAAGAGUGUCUGUAUCCCACACACAGGGAAAUCCCACCCAAGAGUGCCCGUACCACACGCACAGGGAAAUCCAGACCAGGAGUGUACGUACCCCACGUACAGGGAAGUCUAACCCAAAUGUUUCUGUACCCCACGUACAGGGAAGUCCAACCCAAAUGUUUCCAUAUCCCUGCUUACAGGGAAGUCCAACCCAAAUGUUUCUGUACCUCACAUACACGGAAGUCCAACCCAAAUGUUUCCGUACCCCACUUUCAGGGAAGUCCAACCCAAUUGUUUCUGUACCCCACGUACAGGGAAGUCCAACCCAAAUGUUUCCAUAUCCCUGCUUACAGAGAAGUCCAACCCAAAUGUUUCCAUACCCCACGUACAGGGAAAUUCAGCCUAAAUGUUUCCAUAUCUCCACUUACAGGGAAGUCCAACCCAAAUGUUUUCAUACCCCACAUACCGGGAAGUCCAACCCAAAUGUUUUCAUACCCCACAUACAGGGAAGUCCAACCCAAAUGUUUCCGUACCCCACUUACAGGGAAGUCAAACCCAAAUGUUUCCGUACCCCACUUUCAGGGAAGUCCAACCCAAAUGUUUCUGUACCCCACUUACAGGGAAGUCCAACCCAAAUGUUUCCAUAUCCCCGCUUACAGGGAAGUACAACCCAAAUGUUUCCAUACCCCACGUACAGGGAAAUUCAACCUAAAUGUUUCCAUAUCUCCACUUACAGGGAAGUCCAACCCAAAUUUUUCCGUACCCCACUUACAGGGAAGUCCAACCCAAAUGUUUCCGUACCCCACUUACAGUAAAGUCGAACCUAAAUGUUUCCAUACCCCACUUACAGGGAAGUCCAACCCAAAUGUUUCCGUAUCCCACGUACAGGGAAGUCCAACCCAAAUGUUUCCAUACCCCACUUACAGGGAAGUCCAACCUAAAUGUUUCCAUACCCCACUUACAGGGAAGUCCAACCCAAAUGUUUCCGUAUCCCACGUACAGGGAAGUCCAACCUAA
This is a messenger RNA of Mizuhopecten yessoensis (Yesso scallop), 3139 nucleotides long. RefSeq lists its product as uncharacterized. The record is from RefSeq and is a predicted model, not a curated record. The coding region runs from base 2063 to 3139 and encodes 358 amino acids. The transcript is spliced from 2 exons. Lineage: Eukaryota; Metazoa; Mollusca; Bivalvia; Pectinida; Pectinidae.